This is a messenger RNA of Arthroderma uncinatum, 1056 nucleotides long. Its product is annotated as acyl-CoA thioesterase II. Bases 1 to 1056 code for a protein of 351 amino acids. Gene Ontology annotation, biological process: fatty acid catabolic process; acyl-CoA metabolic process. The record is from RefSeq and is a predicted model, not a curated record. The transcript has 4 exons. Lineage: Eukaryota; Fungi; Ascomycota; Eurotiomycetes; Onygenales; Arthrodermataceae. Gene Ontology annotation, cellular component: peroxisomal matrix. Gene Ontology annotation, molecular function: fatty acyl-CoA hydrolase activity.
AUGGGCGCAACUAUCUUCGAGGCCCCUCCUCACGACCCGGCAAAGUCGCAGAUUGAAAACGUCCUGGAACUCACGCCAGUGACCGACAUUGGACCGGAUGUCUUCACCAACACCAGGCCGCUCUGGCACCCCCCAGGCGCGAGAGGGAUCUAUGGUGGCGCCGCCAUAGCCCAAUGCCUGUCCGCAGCUCAGAAGACAGUUCCGGCUGAUUUCUUCCCCCAUAGCAUGCACUGCUACUUUGUCUUAUCUGGAGAUUCACGAUUACCGGUCCUAUACCAUGUCGAGCGAGUCCGUGAUGGAAGAAGCUUCGCUACACGAACGGUUCAGGCACGACAGCAGGGACGGCCCAUUUUCACCACAACCCUAAGUUUUGACCGUGAAGGCAGCGGAGGGAAGAAACAGAUCAAGCAUACUAUCAAGAAACCGGAUGUUGCCGUUCCAGAGAGCCACGACGGCAUUGGCCGAGGCCGAGGUCCGUUUGAGUCCAGACAGGUCGGGAUAACGAAUAGAGAUUCCCCCCACGCCGCCGACAGAACCCUGCAAUUAUUCAACAAGGCCCGAGGCACUAUAUCCUCGGAAGGGGGCAGACAGGCGCAUCUGACAGCCUUAGCGUACAUGUCGGAUAGCUAUUUCAUCGGCACGGUGGCCAAGGUUCAUAAUAUCCCCCGCUUUUCGUCCCCCGGUGCCAUAGAUAAGGCGGCCGCGCUGAUAAAGAAAGACGCCGGGGUUGAAGAGGAGGUGGUCAAGAAAUACCUUACGGACUUGGCAGAGCAAGAGGAGCGGGAGCUAAAACUAUCAAAAAAGACUUCGGACGAACCGAAUAGGGAAAUCGGCAUGAUGGUGAGCCUGGAUCACACCAUAUACUUCCACGACAGGCGGGAGUUCCGUGCAGACGAAUGGAUAUUCUCAGAGAUGAAAACCCCAUGGGCCGGGGCAGGGCGAGGCCUUGUCCUGCAGCAGAUGUGGGCUCAGGAUGGCACCCUGAUCGCUACAUGCGUGCAAGAGGGAGUCGUUCGCCUUAAGCAAGACAAGCCCCCAAGCAGCAGCAAACUAUAA